GACCAAUUGGAGAAGGAGAAUGCCCGGCUAUCCGAACUUCAAGAACGCUACGAAGACCAAAAUGUGGGCAACUUUCGCCGAAUCUAUCCAGUCAAAGAUGAUGAGAAGUACGAGAGAUUUUUGAGUUCCAAUGCCUCUCUUUACCAAGAAACUGUUGCAUUCAAGGCACGCAGUGAAUGUGCACGGUACGAGUUUGGCUUAAUCAAUAAAAAAUUUGAGUAA
Molecule: messenger RNA, 222 nt
Organism: Protopolystoma xenopodis
Lineage: Eukaryota; Metazoa; Platyhelminthes; Monogenea; Polystomatidea; Polystomatidae
Source: the annotation of a GenBank genome assembly